Messenger RNA from Colletotrichum spaethianum, 750 nucleotides. Its product is annotated as translocation protein SEC62. The record is from RefSeq and is a predicted model, not a curated record. Gene Ontology annotation, cellular component: cytoplasm; nucleus. The transcript has 2 exons. Gene Ontology annotation, molecular function: sequence-specific DNA binding; RNA endonuclease activity; RNA binding. Bases 1 to 750 code for a protein of 249 amino acids. Lineage: Eukaryota; Fungi; Ascomycota; Sordariomycetes; Glomerellales; Glomerellaceae.
AUGUCUAAGAGAGAUCGUGACGGUAACACGCGGACUUAUGAGCCCAAGCAGAAGCCGGUGGCGCCAGAGUCGCAGUUCACCCCCAUGUUCAUGAACUUCCGCAAUGAGCUCGACCAGCACCACGAUCGGAGAGAGCGCAUCAUCAAGGCGUCACGAGACGUCACUGCUUUGAGCAAGAAGAUAGUCAAUAAGCUGGGAGACCUCCCCAGCUUCGCAAACAAGGAAAUAGCCACACGCAUGGAAGAGAUCAAGAACCACCUCACCGCAAUCGAGGGAGAUAUCCAGGGCAUCAACCGAUACCGCUACGCCCACUCCCUUCGCUGCCUGGAGGAGCUAGUCGAAGCCCUCUCAUUCUCCCACUACCUCCGAACUCAGACCCUAAUCAGCCUCGACGAGACUGCCGCCGCAGUACCGGCCAAUGUCUCCAUCACCGAGAACGACUACAUGUACGGCCUCUUCGACCUCUUCGGUGAGAUGAUGCGUUUCGCCACCGUCACCACUGCUCAAACGGGCCAGCUGGCUGGCGUUGAGGGCCGCAAUAUUCUGAUGGACAUCCACGAACUGAGCAGCUGCUUCGAGAUUCUCCCAGAGAUUCCAACAAAGGACUUCAGGGGCAAGAUGGAGGUUAUGCGGCAGUCGGUGCGGAAGGUGGAGAAACUUGGCUAUGGAUUGGCGAUUCGGGGUACGGAACGGCCUAAGGGGUGGGUGCCUGAUAUGAAGGAGGACUUUGACCCUUCUUCUUUGGACUAG